Paramecium pentaurelia is the source of this 1139-nucleotide messenger RNA. NCBI's taxonomy places the organism in Eukaryota, Ciliophora, Oligohymenophorea, Peniculida, Parameciidae. The record is from the annotation of a GenBank genome assembly.
AUGAUAAAUAUUUCAUGCUCGAUACCUGGACACUCAUCAAAUAUAGAGAUUGUAUGUACCAACUAAUUUUGUAAAGAGUUCAGAUUAUCCUGUUUUGAUUGCCUUAAAAAUGGUAGGCAUUUAUCUCAUAUUAACGAUUAAAUAAAAUUAGUUGACUUACCAAAUUUUUUUAAAUUGUCAAACUAAAAAUGUAAAGCCCUUCUGAAUAAUCUUGAAUAAAAAAAGAAUGCUAUAAUUAAUCAAUUUAAUGUGUUAUUAGAGGGGUUUUAAACAAAAUAUUUAAUUCCCCUAGAAAAUAUUUUUUAAAUAGAAGGACAUAAACUGAACAAUCUUGUUGAGAAUUUACUUGAUUUUAAUUAAUCUAUUGAACAAAUAGAUAAUUCUAUUUCUGAGUCUACCUAAGUAUUUAUAAAAACUUUAGAAAACUCUCUUCAAAAUUAAUAUCUACAAUCUUUUAUAAUAAGAAAAAGUGAAGAUGAUCAAAGAGAAGAACUUUAUAAAUUAGGUAUAAAAAUUUUUUAGUUAGUUAAACAAUUAAUGUCUAAUGAACAGUAUCAAAUUGCAUUAGAAUUUCUGGAAUAAUCAAUAGUAAACAAUCAAGAAACAUUAUUAUUAAAAGGUAUUGCAAACCCUAAUUAUUUAGCUGAUUGUUUAAGAGAAAUGGGUGAAUAUAAAAAAUCUAUGAAGCAUUAUGAUUUAGUAUUGGAUAUAGAUAGUUUUAAUGUAUAAUCUUAUUGGGGAUUAGGUAAAGUUUAUUAAAUUUUUAGGAGAGUGUCUAAGGUAACAAGAACAUUAUGAAAAAGCAAUAGAAUUUUAUAGUUAAUCAUUGAUAAUUAAUCCAAAUCAUGUUGACUCUCUUUCUUCUAAAGGUAAAAAAAUAAUUUUAUUAUUAGGAUUUUGCUUAGCAAAAAUGAAAAAUUACUCUGAAGGUUUGGCUUUGAUAGAAAGAGCAUUAAAAACUGAUAAAAAUCAUCUGAAUUCAAUUAAUAGAAAAGGUAAUUUAAAUAUAAAAUUUAGGACACUGCCUAUAUCAUCUUGAUAUGAUAAAAGAAGCUGAAUUAUGGUUUGAUAAAGCAUUAAAAAUAGAUAAAAACAAUACAUUUGCAUUACAUUACAAAAAUAUUAUUCAAUAAAAAUGA